Molecule: messenger RNA, 609 nt
Organism: Leishmania mexicana MHOM/GT/2001/U1103
Lineage: Eukaryota; Euglenozoa; Kinetoplastea; Trypanosomatida; Trypanosomatidae
Product: putative calmodulin
Exons: 1
Coding region: 1-609 (202 amino acids)
Cellular component (GO): cytoplasm
Molecular function (GO): calcium ion binding
Source: RefSeq, a predicted model, not a curated record
AUGCAGAAGCUCUCCGAGGCGGAGCAGGAGGAACUGAAGGAGAUUUUCGACCUCAUCGACUCCGACCAGUCCGGCCUCAUCUCGCUCCAGGAGCUGCGCAAGCUCAUGGCAGCGCUGCACCUGAAACCAACCGAGCAGGAACUAGAGGAGGUGUUUGAGGAGACAUGCAGCUUGCCGUCCGCCACGAAGGUGAGUGCCGGGUCCCCUUCGGCGUCGUCCUUGCCGCUGCCGUCCUCCUUCAUCGCCGCCGCAGUACCCCACAACGGUAGCGUCGUGAACAACUCCCGUAGCGACAUCAAUGCGUCCUCCGAAACGACGACCGCGGCAGCAUCGGCGCGCAUGGUGACUUUCCCACAGUUUGCCACCAUGAUGGCGCGCCGCGUACAGUCCGAGUACACCGCCAAGCAGCUGCGCAAUGCCUUUCAGCUCUUCGAGUCCCCUGACAUGCCAGAAGGUUUUGUGUCAACUAGUGUCCUGGCCCACGCCCUGGCGACGUACGGGUCGAAGAAACUCGAUAAGGAAGAGAUCGAUCGCCUCAUGGCGGCCAUCGACCCGAACAAUACGGGGCGAGUGAACUACUACGAGUUUGUGGAUACCGUAACGGUGUGA